UAAGGGGACGAGUGGCAAUGUCCCCUGGUGGCCAGGGCACUGAUGGGCAUGCAGUGGCACUGUGGCCUACGGCUGGGCGGGAAGCCUCGCACGGGGCUCAUGGAAAGUGUGCUCAGGGCCUGUCUCUGGCCAGACCCUGGCCAGGUGUCCUCUGCAGGCUUGGGGACACAGCGCUGCUGGCCGUGAGCAGCAUCGUCUCUUGCUUACACAUCCUUUCUGUCCUGCAUGCUAGGGUGCGGUGCCCCGUUUGGGGGAAUGUGGAUGCCCAGUCUAUUCAUAUUGGGAUUGCAUAGUAAUUGAAGUCCCACUGGGCUCUGCAUUCUGGGGUCAGCGUCCAGCCUGAGGAAGGACAUGGAACCAAAGUCACCCCAGCCCGACCUUUCUGAGUCAGGUGAGGCGUGGACCACGUGUGGAGUGACACACGUGUGUGUGCGCACAGCACGGGCUGGCUCCUCCCUGAUGGCCUUCCCAGCGCCGGAAGCUCACCCACCAUCCAGGGAGGAGCCAGCUGGCCCCUGCUCGGCUGUCCAGCCCUGGUCUGUCCCCUGCAGGCACCAGGCAUGAAGGAAGCUCACCAGCCUCAGAGCAGGUGCCGUUGGGAGAUCCCCCCAGCCGACAGGGCCGAAAACAGGGCGUCGUGCACGAAUGAGAAACGAGACAAUGGAGGAGGAAGAGUGGGGUCAGGGGACUGAAGCCUUUCCAAACCCAGAGUCCCGAGAGUAACUCCUCAUUCGUAUUUAUUCAUUCUAAGAACAAAAGUUCAUCCGAAAUCAUACAAGCAAACAGUGCUCUAUAGAUAUCCCACAGGCAAACAAGUACUAAAGGUUUCCAAAAAAGAUUACAAUAACAGGUGCAUGUCAUUCAGGUAAGCUUUAAGGAUCGCUGAUAAAGAUUAAGAUGUCCAGGUGCUCAUCAAAGCUACUGCUAGCCUAAAACAAAAUACAACCUAAAUCGUGGGGCUGCGGCCAGGCCAGUUUCGCAGCAGGUUGGAUGUUCCUAGUUGCAGUCCUGGAGCAGUUUCCACCCCAGGAGAGAACCUGCUUGCAGCUCCUCCUGCCCUUGGAAUGUCCUUGCCAUUUGCAAAAUAGCCACACCUAAGCAGACUGCCAUGUCCGCAGAGGUUUCUAUGCCAGCUAUCUCCCUAGGUCACCCCAACACUUCCAAGCUACCCCAACCAGCAAGGGGUGAGCCCAGUUGAGGAUGAAAGCUUUUCAAUUCUGCCGAUAGAGGAACCAAGAAAUGUUCCCUUUAAAAGGAGAAGUACGUCAUUGCCGUGGCCCCGACACAGGCACCCCCACCUCCGUCCUCAUUCGAGCAUCCAUUCUUUGGAAAUCCACAAACAUUCCAAGACUUGGCUUCUACUGAAUCAUCUCGAAUUCUUCGAAUUGCACUGGCCUACGGAAGGAUGCGAGGGAGGUGACAGGGGCGGGCCAAGACCCCUAAAGAGGAUAAAAAGGUCACCUCCACACUGGGCUCUCGGCCUGGCAUCCCCUGGGCAGAGACAACCUCUGGAGGCCUCCGGCACCAUGGCCCCCCUGAAGACACUGCUCCUGGCCGCCCUCCUCCUGGGGGCUUCCCUGCAGCAGAGCCACGCAGCCCGAGGGACCAACGUGGGCCGGGAGUGCUGCCUGGAGUACUUCCGGGGCGCCAUUCCCAUCAAGAAGCUGGUGGAUUGGUACAGGACCUCAGCGGAGUGCACCCGGGAGGCCGUCGUGCUGGUGACCGUCCAGGGCAGGUCCAUCUGUUCAGACCCCAGCAACGAGAGGGUGAGGAAGGCAGUCACACACCUGCAGAAGCUCAGGAGGUUGCGCAGCUCCGUCAUCCAGGAGUCCUGACUUUCUCCCGGACCAUGUGGAGACUUCCGGCGCCGGUUCCAGGGCGGAGAGGAGCCCCGAGAGAAGACCCGUCCCCUUUCCGAACUGGAGCCACGGCCACGAGACGGCCCAGAUUAAAGUCUUUCUGCCCAGUCUGGUCAGCGUGCUCUGUCCUCCGGGUGCAGGACGCACUUCCGCUCCGGCCUGUCA
Molecule: messenger RNA, 2024 nt
Organism: Microcebus murinus (gray mouse lemur)
Lineage: Eukaryota; Metazoa; Chordata; Mammalia; Primates; Cheirogaleidae
Gene: CCL17
Product: C-C motif chemokine ligand 17
Biological process (GO): immune response
Cellular component (GO): extracellular region
Molecular function (GO): chemokine activity
Source: RefSeq, a predicted model, not a curated record